Molecule: messenger RNA, 1200 nt
Organism: Populus nigra (black poplar)
Lineage: Eukaryota; Viridiplantae; Streptophyta; Magnoliopsida; Malpighiales; Salicaceae
Product: CASP-like protein ARALYDRAFT_485429
Exons: 4
Coding region: 398-787 (129 amino acids)
Cellular component (GO): membrane
Source: RefSeq, a predicted model, not a curated record
GAUUUUGCCACUUGCCCUUUUCAGACAACACCAUCGAAGCCCACGUUUCCAAAUCUUCUGUUCUAUUGUAUUCUCUGACAGACAACAACAUACCCAAAGAAACCAAAAUUAAGGUAAAGAGAAGAGAGGAGAAGCUAGAAAGUCUCUCAUUUUCAUGAGUCUUUACAAAUUUUAACGUCUCUUUCCCUUGCAAAUUUCUUUCACCAAAGCGACUGUUAAUGUUACUUUAUCCCCAUUAAAGUCAAAUCAUUUAAGAAAAACCAUAGCUGGCAUUUCCCUUCUCUAUUAGCUUCAAGUUCAAUUCCUUUUAUUUGGUGGUGGCAUCGAUCACCCUGGGAAAACAAGGGUGAAAUGAAGUUCUGGACAUGAAGAUACAGAGGGGGAGUUUCUUAGAAAGAUGGAAGGGCAAGUGCCUGGAGCAAUGGGGUCAAGCGGUAGCCUGGCUUUGAGAUUUGGGCAGACCUGUUUCUCUUGUGCUUCACUUCUCUUUAUGUGUUUGGAUGUUGACUUUUACAGCUAUACUACUUUCUGCUUCUUGGUAACAGUUAUGGGCUUGGUAAUUCCAUGGAGCUUGGUUUUGGUACUGGCGGAUGCUUAUUCUAUCUUUGUUAAAAGUUUAGAUCUUCAAAGAAGGAAUCUGCUAAUGAUCAUCAUUGGAGAUUUGGUUUUAUCAUUUCUAUCACUAGCAGCAGCCUGUUCAACAGCUAGUGUUGCAGAUCUUCUGCUUGAUGUUGUUUUUCCUGCCGACAAGGUUGCUGCAAGGUCAUCCUCACUGCCUCAAUUAUGAGCUUUCAACCGUUGUCUUGUCCAUUGCUUCUAAGGUAAGAAAAUAGGUAAAGGGGAGGGAAUGUAAUUAUGGUACACUAGAUAUUGAAUUUGUUGACAAAUCGAGACCCACAUGAGGAUGUUGAAAUCCUUUCCAAUCCUAAUCAGACACUGAUUGUCAAGGCAAAUUGAUGGCCACAAAAGAUGUUGGGAAGCUAUGCACAAGUCCUCUACACGAGAAAUGUUGCUGUUGAAAUUUCAGAGUACUGGCGGGGGGACAUGAAUGAACCUUUUCUUGUUAGAACAUGAACUUCAAAACCAAAAUCGUAAUGACCAUUAAGUCUUUGCGAUCCAUGAUAAGGCACAAGGACUACAUUUUUCAUGGAACAAGAAUGCAAUCAUUAGAUUAGAUGCCAUGCUUUUUUCAUCUUUAAA